AUGGAGUUUGUCGAUCCAAUUGUCACACUGGACGAUGUUCCAGAGACCAAAAAAGGAGGUGAUACAAAAACAGACCACGCCGUACAAGCAUUGGAAUCCGAAAUCGAGAAAGCAUAUGCAGCAGUUGAAACUCGUUUUGGUUCGUUAUGGUCGAAUGCUGCUAAAAAUGCCAAUGAAAUACAAGAAAAAUAUCAAGUUGAGGAGCAUAGAAAGCAAUUGCUUGAUCAGCUUAAGGUUGCCAAAGAUAAUCUCAACAAUAAAGCCAAGGUGACAGAAACAUUGGCCCAAUUUGAAGAGCAGUUUAAGAAGGUACCCAUUCCUGAAGUGGACUUGAAGAAGCUUCAACUGCAAGCCAAUGAUGCCCUUGAUGUUCUUGACUCCAAGCUUGAACUUGUGGAACAGCAAGCUGGAAAAUAUGUGUCACAAAUGUCUUCAUUUUUCACCAAUUUUGUCAGUAUAGCAGCCCCACAGUCGGGUGCAAAACAGGUUGAAGAUGAAACUAGUACUAUAUUCGUGGCUCCAUCUCACCCCACUUCUGAGUAUGGUACCUCAAGGUACGAUAAUGAGUUAUUCAAGUUGCAUACUACAGCUGAAUAUUACACAGAACCUAUUUCAGACGACAAGGCUGACACUUUUAAUGCCGAUUCAAAGACGAAAGAAAUUGCCAAGUUGCUUGAAACUUAUCCCAAUACCUUGACGAAACUCAUGAAUGAUAUAGUUCCGGUCAAAGUACCUUACAACACAUUUUGGUACCGCUAUUUCCACCAUGAAGCUGAGCUCAAACAGGCAGAGAAGAGACGUCGUGAAUUACAGAAAGAGAAAGGUGACGAAGAAGAGGAAGAUGACUUUACUUGGGACGACGACGAAGAGGAAGAACAAGCGAGUUCGGAAAUAAAGGGAAAACCAGUGAAGCAGGAUGCAAAAUCUGAAUCUGACGACGAAUGGGAGUAG
Molecule: messenger RNA, 951 nt
Organism: Meyerozyma guilliermondii ATCC 6260
Lineage: Eukaryota; Fungi; Ascomycota; Pichiomycetes; Serinales; Debaryomycetaceae
Gene: DOS2
Product: Dos2p
Exons: 1
Coding region: 1-951 (316 amino acids)
Cellular component (GO): cytoplasm
Source: RefSeq, a predicted model, not a curated record